This is a messenger RNA of Etheostoma spectabile (orangethroat darter), 949 nucleotides long. Its product is annotated as ankyrin repeat and SOCS box protein 13. The record is from RefSeq and is a predicted model, not a curated record. Gene Ontology annotation, biological process: protein ubiquitination; intracellular signal transduction; positive regulation of protein catabolic process. Lineage: Eukaryota; Metazoa; Chordata; Actinopteri; Perciformes; Percidae. The transcript is spliced from 6 exons. Gene Ontology annotation, molecular function: protein binding. The coding region runs from base 92 to 934 and encodes 280 amino acids.
UCACGUGACUCGUGUAGACACUAGACGAACAGCCGCGUCUCUGCGGCUGCUUAAGCGUCGUAAAUUGGGAUUUUUUUAUAUAAAAGACAGGAUGGAGAUUGAAAUUGCUCGUCCGUAUUUCUUUGGAGACAUCGGCUGCUGGUCCGAGAGAACCGAGGUGCACCAGGCGGCGUCCCUCGGCCAGACGUCCCAGCUGCAGCGUCUCAUCCGAAGCGGGGCGUCGGUCAACGUGGUGGCGGUGGACUCCAUCACGCCGCUGCACGAGGCCUGCGUCCGGGGACAGGCCCAGUGUGUCCGGCUGCUGCUGGACGCCGGAGCCCAGGUGGACGCGAGGAACGUGGACGGCAGCACCCCGCUGUGUGACGCCUGCUCAGCCGGGAGUCUGGAGUGUGUCCGUCUUCUGCUGGACCACGGGGCCAAGACCAACCCCGCCCUCACGUCCCGCACCGCCUCCCCCCUCCACGAGGCCUGCAUGGGGGGGAACUCUGAGUGUGUGAAGCUGCUGAUCGCCACGGGUGCUCGCCUGGAGGCGUACGACCUUUACUACGGGACCCCGCUACACGUAGCGUGUGCUAACCAACACACACACUGUGUUAAGGAGCUGCUCAAUGCAGGUGCUAAGGUGAACGCCGCCCGGCUACACGAGACGCCGCUGCACCACGCUGCUAAGAACACCCAGGUGGAGAUGGUGAAGAUGCUGGUGGAGUUCGGGGCCAACGUCCACGCCCGAGACCAGCACAACAGGAGACCCGUGGACUACGCCGCGCCCGGGUCGCCCUCGGCCACCUGCCUCCACUUUUACGAGACCACCCCCAUGACCCUGCAGCAGCUCAGCAGGCUGGCGGUGAGGAGGACGCUGGGCACCAGAGCUCUGGGGGUCAUGGGUCAACUCCACGUACCCAAGCUCCUCAUCCGCUACCUGUGCUACCAGUAACCCCGAGGACCACCG